AUGGGUCGUUCAAGGACAACCUUCAAACGUAUUCCAAAUGAUGGAGCUCGAAAAGCAACUUCCAUCCAGAGAAGGAAGGGACUAAUGAAGAAAGUAUCCAAAUUUUCAACUAUGUGUGGAGUUGAAGCUUGCUUAAUUGUGUAUGAUGAGAAUGGGGAUGCUCAACCUAUGACUUGGCCCCGAGACCCUAUAAAGGCACACUCCAUCAUUGACAAGUAUGAGCGUCAAAAAAAUGAGAAACCCCUCAAGACCUUUGAUCUUGAAGACUUUUUCAAGAAUAAGAAGAACAUGGUUGAGGCUGAGAUUUCCAGAGUGAAUAAAGAUAUCUUCAAGACAAAGUAUCCAACUUGUCAUCCAAGCUUCAACAACUUAGGAGAGGAGCAGCUGGAGGCUUUCAUUGCUACGUUGGAUGAUAAGAUUGGAGCUUGUGAUCAGAGAAUUAACAUGCUAAAAAAUGAGCAUAAAAGUGAAGCCAACAUUCAUUCAACAUCUGUUUCAUUCAAAACAUGGCUCAGAAGACUGCAACUCAAUAAUGGGAACAUCAUUAAUGCUAUGUUUGGUUCUAAUAAUGGAGUUUGUAAUCAGAGAAUUGACAUGCAAAAUGAGCUUCAUAGUGAAGCCAACUUCAGUUUCAUUCAAAACAUGGCUCAGAAGACUGGUGCUUCGUAUCCUAGCCAACUCAAUUACAUGGAGAUUAUAUCUGAAAGCCAACAUAUCCCUGUCCCUGCUUCUCCUAUGAAGCAACUCAAUAAUGGGAACAUCAUUAAUGCUAUGUUUGGUUCUAGUAAUGGAGUUUGUAAUCAGAGAAUUGACAUGCAAAAUGAGCUUCAAAGUGAAGCCAACUUCAGUAUUAUAAAAAAUAUGGUUCAUGAGAGUGCUGCCUCUUGUCUAGCCAGUUUUAUACAAGAUAUGGCUCAAGAGUGUGCUACCUCUGAUCCAGGCCAAUUCAAUUUCAUGCAGAACAUAUCUCAAAGACAACUUAUCCCUGCUCUCACGAAGUCACUCGAUUAUAAUACUAAUAGGAUGAUGGAUUCUAAAAGUGUGCUUGUAGGUUCUAUAGAUCAAUUUGAUGGGCUUAUGGACUGUGCUUCUCAGCAUGGUGAGCUUGAUGAAUUAAAUAGUCUACUUUUUGAGCAUCAAGAUUGGGCUACUCAACUAGGUGAUCUUUUUGGGUUGGACCAGUCAACCUGA
Messenger RNA from Gastrolobium bilobum, 1191 nucleotides. Its product is annotated as agamous-like MADS-box protein AGL17. Gene Ontology annotation, biological process: positive regulation of transcription by RNA polymerase II. The coding region runs from base 1 to 1191 and encodes 396 amino acids. Gene Ontology annotation, molecular function: protein dimerization activity; DNA-binding transcription factor activity, RNA polymerase II-specific; RNA polymerase II cis-regulatory region sequence-specific DNA binding. The transcript is spliced from 2 exons. NCBI's taxonomy places the organism in Eukaryota, Viridiplantae, Streptophyta, Magnoliopsida, Fabales, Fabaceae. The record is from RefSeq and is a predicted model, not a curated record.